This is a messenger RNA of Callithrix jacchus (white-tufted-ear marmoset), 2554 nucleotides long. It is a transcript of the gene PICK1, whose product is annotated as protein interacting with PRKCA 1. Lineage: Eukaryota; Metazoa; Chordata; Mammalia; Primates; Cebidae. Gene Ontology annotation, biological process: positive regulation of receptor internalization; dendritic spine maintenance; receptor clustering. Gene Ontology annotation, molecular function: phospholipid binding; protein domain specific binding; protein kinase C binding. The record is from RefSeq and is a predicted model, not a curated record. Gene Ontology annotation, cellular component: synaptic vesicle; postsynaptic early endosome; postsynaptic density.
AAUCUUAAUAGCAAGAUCCACUGAAUACACCACUCCCGGCUCUCUGCUUAGUGUUCGGAUGUUCAAAGAUCCCUAGACUAGACUAGGCGGCGGGAGUUUCGAGGCCACAGUCCAGAUAUUAUACCAACUGCGUGUGGCUCUGCACAAAAUCACUGCCGGCUCUUUGGCACUUAAGUUUCCUCGCCUGCGAAACUGGGAUGGGCUGGGACCUCAAAGGGCCUUUCUAGUAGGGGAGUCACAGGCCCAGGUGGUUAAGGGGUGAAAGGGCAGGUCUAUACUUCACUGAGCCUCGCGGGAGGUAACCCCAGCUCAGAGAUGCUUCCGUUGCCCUGGCAACCGCCAGGCCGGCGCGGGUCCCUGAGUGCCGCUGAGGAAGCUGGGACAAACCCUGCCCUUCCCAACAUGGCGGCGGCGGCAGGGCAAAGGGCGGGGUUAGACGCUGUCAGCCUGUCCAGACUUUUCCUCUGUUUCCGCUUGUUCCUACUAACAGCGAGCCUCUGCCAAUACUUGUUCUUGUUCUUGGUUCCGAGAGUCCCGGGAGCGGGUGAGGGAAGGAUUGUCUGCAGGGAUUGGGGCAAACACCCAGCGGGGAAAGGGCGGGACUUCCGCGUCUUACUGGAAGUGACGUGAUAGUCGCGGCCACCGCCAGGUGGAACGGCAGGUGGGUUCAGGUACCAGCCUGGCCCGAACCCGGCUCUGGGACUGACGCUUCCGAUCCAGUCCCCUAUUCCCCUACCGAGCUGGGCAGUUAGCCCGCCUGCUCCAACUCUCGGAACCAUGUUUGCAGACUUGGAUUAUGACAUCGAGGAGGAUAAACUCGGAAUCCCAACUGUGCCUGGGAAGGUGACCCUGCAGAAGGAUGCUCAGAACCUGAUCGGGAUCAGCAUUGGAGGAGGGGCCCAGUACUGUCCCUGUCUCUAUAUCGUCCAGGUAUUUGACAAUACUCCAGCAGCCUUGGACGGCACAGUGGCAGCUGGGGAUGAGAUCACCGGCGUCAAUGGCAGAUCAAUCAAAGGGAAAACUAAGGUGGAGGUGGCGAAGAUGAUUCAGGAGGUGAAGGGGGAGGUGACCAUCCACUACAACAAGCUGCAGGCAGACCCCAAGCAGGGCAUGUCCCUGGACAUUGUUUUGAAGAAAGUCAAGCACCGGCUGGUGGAGAACAUGAGUUCAGGGACCGCAGAUGCCCUGGGCCUGAGCCGGGCCAUCCUGUGCAAUGAUGGUCUUGUCAAGAGGCUAGAGGAGCUGGAGCGGACGGCGGAGCUGUACAAAGGGAUGACGGAACACACCAAGAACCUCCUACGGGCCUUUUAUGAGCUGUCGCAGACUCACCGGGCCUUUGGGGACGUGUUCUCCGUGAUCGGGGUGCGGGAGCCCCAGCCGGCUGCCAGCGAGGCUUUCGUGAAGUUCGCCGAUGCCCACCGCAGCAUCGAGAAGUUCGGCAUUCGGCUUCUGAAAACCAUCAAGCCGAUGCUGACAGACCUGAACACGUACCUCAACAAAGCCAUCCCGGACACUCGCCUCACCAUCAAGAAGUACCUGGAUGUGAAGUUUGAGUACCUGUCGUACUGCCUGAAGGUGAAGGAGAUGGACGACGAGGAAUACAGCUGCAUCGCCCUAGGUGAGCCCCUUUACCGGGUGAGCACUGGCAACUAUGAGUACCGCCUGAUCCUGCGCUGCCGCCAGGAGGCUCGCGCCCGCUUCUCCCAGAUGCGCAAGGACGUGCUGGAGAAGAUGGAGCUGCUGGACCAGAAGCACGUCCAGGACAUCGUGUUCCAGCUGCAGCGCCUCGUGUCCACCAUGUCCAAGUACUACAACGACUGCUAUGCAGUGCUUCGGGAUGCUGACGUCUUCCCCAUCGAGGUUGACCUGGCGCACACCACACUGGCCUAUGGCCUCAACCAGGAGGAGUUCACCGACGGGGAGGAGGAGGAGGAGGAGGAGGACACGGCUGCUGGAGAGCCGUCCAGGGAUACACGAGGGGCUGCUGGGCCCUUGGACAAGGGUGGAAGCUGGUGUGACUCCUGAGUGCCCCGAGGAUGGAUGUGGUGCCAGGGGCAGGGUGUGUGGGAGGACGGAGCCUGGGAGCGAGGCAUAAAGGCCUCCUGGCUUGGGGCACCUGCCUCCCUUUUCCUCUGUCCUCGAACAGCAAACCUGGGCUCCUGCCUAGGACAGGCACCAGGGUCAUGGCCUGGGACCUGGACACUGGCCCCCCACCCUCCCUUCCCUCCCCAGCCAGAGGGAGAGCUUGGUCUCUGGACCUGCCUUAGAAAGGAGAGGGAGGGUAGGAAGGAAAAGGGCUUGGAGGUGGUAGGAGUCCGGGCCCUGCUCCUUGUGGGCACCCACACCGCCCCUGGAGCCUGCCGGGAGUGAGGCUGGGGGUGGACAGCAGGGGCUGGGGCCGAUGUUGAAUGGACGCCCUCGCCUCGCCCCAGAUUGGCCCGUCCCCAUCACACCUCCGAGGCCUUUAUUUAUUCUGUUCCCCCAGCUCGGCCACUUCUCUCAAGGAGGGCUGGGCUCUGGGCCUGUAUUGAAUAAACACAAACCUGGAUGGCGC